This is a messenger RNA of Diospyros lotus (date-plum), 1097 nucleotides long. RefSeq names its product cytochrome c oxidase subunit 6b-1-like. Lineage: Eukaryota; Viridiplantae; Streptophyta; Magnoliopsida; Ericales; Ebenaceae. Gene Ontology annotation, cellular component: mitochondrion; respiratory chain complex IV. The record is from RefSeq and is a predicted model, not a curated record. The transcript has 5 exons. Bases 135 to 737 code for a protein of 200 amino acids.
GUUUGGCCGACGCGCUCCCUCUAGUAUAGUCCACUGAGUCACUGUAUAUCUCUAAAACCUAAUUCCAGAGCUCGUCCUCUUUCUAUUCUCGAUAGCCGCAUCUCUCGCAGCCGAAUCUUCCUCUCCAGUCGUCCAUGGCGGAAGUCCAUACCGCAAAAACCCCAAGCCUAUCUGAGCAAUAUUUAUUGAAGGAGAAAGAAGAGAAGCUGGAUUCUGGUUUGCAGCCUGCAGAAGAACUUGAGGUGAAGAUUGAUGCAAGUGCCACCACUGAGGAAGUUGUCACUCCAAAAACUGAGGAAAACUCUGUUACUGUUGGUAGUGAUGAAGGUAAACCAGCUGCUGCUGAUGAAAGUGCAAGUGCUUCUAGUGUUACUGCUGGAGAAAGCACUGAAGCCAUUAUUAGUGCAGGAGAAAAUAGUGUUGCUGAAGACACCCAGGUUGCUGCUGAGGAAAGCACUGUAAGUGCUGAACAGGAAGACUCUGGAGAUCAAGAAGUUGAAGAAACACCAGAGGUUAAGCUUGAGACAGCACCAGCAGAUUUCCGCUUCCCAACUACAAAUCAAACUAGGCAUUGCUUUACCCGAUACAUUGAGUAUCAUCGGUGCGUGGCUGCAAAGGGGGAAGGUGCUCCUGAAUGUGAUAAGUUUGCAAAAUAUUAUCGGUCUCUCUGCCCUGGUGAAUGGAUUGACAGAUGGAACGAGCAAAGGGAGAAUGGUACCUUUCCAGGUCCGCUAUAAAUGGAGUCUGCUGAAGAACCCAAAAAUGGUUUAGUUCCUCCGCUCUAUCCAGGUUGCUUGGACCUGCCAUGAAUUUCUUGAAAUGAUAACAAUCGCAGGAGAAAUCCCUAUUUCAAACUGGUUAAUAAAUUUUUUUUAGCUUGGAUUGGGACUAGUUUAGUUCCAAAUGCAUAUUUGUUCUGCGUUAAAGCUAUUUGGCAAUAAUCAUUUUAUGGUACUCUCUUUCCACUAUUUUAAGCUUUGCCAGUUUUGUAAGAGUAAUAUAGGUCACUGAGUAGCUUAAACUAAAGCAGUGGCCUUCAUUUUCUAUACAUCACUUAAUAAGAUACGAGUGCUUGUGGAUCAAAUUCUUCUCUUGAA